AACCACUUCCGCGUCAAUAAAUGGGUACGAGAUUGCUUUUUCCGUGUGCGAGAACGUGUUUCAUUUCGUUUCGUCGUUUGUCGGCGACUGCUAGGUUGUUUUCAGCGAAGAAAAAAUUGAAAAUGUCUUAUGUAGCGGUUGAAAGAGGCUCACCUAAUACAAAAAAUUACAGAGUUUUCUUCCAAAAUGAAUCUGGCUUUCCCAUCUCCCCAUUCCAUGAUAUACCACUUUUGGCAGAUGCAGAGAAUCAAAUUUUUAAUAUGGUUGUGGAGAUUCCCAGAUGGAGCAAUGCCAAAAUGGAGAUCAACAAAGAGGAAGGUCUGAACCCAAUCAAACAAGAUGUCAAAAAUGAUAAGUUAAGAUAUGUGAAAAAUAUAUUUCCUCAUCAUGGCUAUAUCUGGAAUUAUGGAGCCUUGCCUCAGACAUAUGAAGAUCCAAGUCAUGUAACACCAGAUACUGGCUGUAAGGGUGACUCAGAUCCACUAGAUGUUUGUGAGAUAGGCUUCAAGAUACAUCCACGAGGUUCUGUUGUCCCUGUCAAAGUGUUAGGAGUUAUGUGUCUUAUAGAUGAAGGUGAAACAGACUGGAAGAUUAUAGCAAUAGAUGCCAGUGAUCCUCUAGCUCCUCUAUUGAAUGAUGUACAAGAUGUAGAAAGCCAGUGUCCUGGUUUGCUGAGGGCUACGUAUGAAUGGUUCAAAUAUUAUAAAGUGCCUGAUGGCAAACCAGAAAACAAAUUUGCCUUUGAUGGAGAAGCUAAAAAUAGGGACUAUGCUUUGAAAGUAAUUCAAGAAACUAAUGAACAGUGGCAAAAAUUGAUCAAUUCCACAGGAGACUCUGCUAUAUCAAGAUUAAACACCACAGUGACCAAUAGUCCAAAUAACACUGAUGUAGGAGAAGCUGAAGCUGUUUUAAAUAAGUCUCCUGAGCCUGGUCCUGCAGAGGAGAUAAGUCAGAAUGAAAACAAGUGGUACUAUGUCAUCCCCAAACUGUAACCUCCAGUCAGUGACUGUGUCAACAGUUGUUCACUAUCAAUAACCAGUGCUACUACCAGAAUCUUCAUCCAGAUUCAGCAUCCAUUGUUUCGAACUUGACCAAACAUUGACAUGAUCUUUUCUAUGCUUCCUUAUUGUCCAUGAUUUGUGUGUGUUAGGUGCAUUGCAAUUCCAGAAUGCUUCAAGAAAUACUGUUGAAUAUAUUUAUGCCAUAAUUAAUUCUUGUAAUGUUGUCUGUGUUUUGAUCAAAGCAAACUGAUAUCUAAGUGUUUCAUUUGCUAAUUGUACAUUUAGUGGACUCUGAUUUUUUUUUUCUUUAUGUAAUGCUACUUGGUGUUUAUAUUUUGUAAAGGGGGGGCAUGUUUGUCUGUGUCAUGGUUAUGUUUACUACUGGUCUAAUUCUAUUGAAAUAAAUCUAUAUUAUACAAUA
Molecule: messenger RNA, 1422 nt
Organism: Biomphalaria glabrata
Lineage: Eukaryota; Metazoa; Mollusca; Gastropoda; Planorbidae
Exons: 12
Coding region: 21-992 (323 amino acids)
Biological process (GO): phosphate-containing compound metabolic process
Cellular component (GO): cytoplasm
Molecular function (GO): magnesium ion binding; inorganic diphosphate phosphatase activity
Source: RefSeq, a predicted model, not a curated record